Molecule: messenger RNA, 1014 nt
Organism: Pieris rapae (cabbage white)
Lineage: Eukaryota; Metazoa; Arthropoda; Insecta; Lepidoptera; Pieridae
Exons: 1
Coding region: 211-759 (182 amino acids)
Source: RefSeq, a predicted model, not a curated record
UGAGCUGACUACUCACUAUGACAGUUUCACUUUUGACAUUUGACUAAUUAGCGUUAUAAAAUUUUGAUUUAACGACAACUGUUAACAGGAAGUUUAAAUAAUCACAACAACAAAAUUUUAAAUUUAAUUAGAUUGAUUUUCAAUUUGUCGCGUAAAUAUGUUACCGUAUGUUUGACCGUGUUUUAUAAACAGUCUUGACCGUUACUCAACAUGUCUAACAUAGAGGAAGAUAACAGACUCACUGCCCCAUGGGUAGGUCAAACAUCAUAUAAAAACGGUUUAACUAUUGUUGUUCUUGCUGUAAACCGUGAUAUAGUUGAGAAUAUAUCAGAAGCUUUGAUCCACGUUCACAGAAAAGAAGACUUUAAAUGGAAAAUUAUUGUUCUACGCUGUAUAGAUUUGGAAAGGAUCAUCAGUCAGUCUGAUGUUACAGGAAGGGUUGGAAUAGAUUUCAUGGUCAUUGCUAUAGAUUUAAGCACCAUUUUUUGUAUUGAAUGGGUAAAGAAAAUGCUAGAUAAAGUCCACCCAGAUUUAAAAAUGCGUCGAGUGGUAUUGGUUAAUCCUUGUGGCCUUUCUGUUGAUUCAAUGGCUGUGAAUACAAGUGACGUUUUAUCAUUUUGUAAAGAAAACAAAUUAGAAAUGAUAAAUGCAAAUGUUGCAAAAAUGGAUGAAGUAGAACAUUUAGCUUUGAGGUUGUUGAAUUAUAUUGGAGCAUCAAUUGGUUACAGAACAGGAAUACCUAAUCUAAAUCUAAUAUAAAAGCUAGAUUUGUUUGAAAUUUGAUAUAAUGGAGACUGAAGCCUAGACAAGGUUGCUGAUAAUUAAAUAUCCAAGGUUGAAUGCUAGUGAAAACAUCACAAUUGUUAUAUUGUAUAUGAUGCAGAACUAUAUAAAAAUAUUCUAUAAUUUAUAGAAUUAUUAAAAAUCAAGAGAAUAUGAAACAAUUAUGUAAUUUUAAUCGGUACUUAUAAAGAAAGAUAAUGCUGGUCAAUAUUAAAUUUCAUAAAAUAUGAA